Molecule: messenger RNA, 2496 nt
Organism: Chlamydomonas reinhardtii
Lineage: Eukaryota; Viridiplantae; Chlorophyta; Chlorophyceae; Chlamydomonadales; Chlamydomonadaceae
Exons: 11
Coding region: 231-1706 (491 amino acids)
Biological process (GO): ribosomal large subunit assembly
Cellular component (GO): nucleolus
Molecular function (GO): protein binding
Source: RefSeq, a predicted model, not a curated record
GAUCGCCGACGAUUCCGCUUCCAGCUAGACUUUCGCGCGAAGACACUAUGCAAUCGGAGCUGCUGGUUCGAAAGUCACUUAUCAGAGAGUUCGUUGUGACAAUUCAAUCGCAACACUGAGCAGACUGAAACCUCGUCGUCGCUAUCUUUGCACGUCUCUGUUGUUUGUUAUUACAGCUUGUGGUAUUUGCGCGUGCAUAUUUACAUCGCUAUUAGAGCAGCAGCAGUGAAAUGACUGAGCCGCCACAAAAAAUAGCUCGGCGCGAGCAGGCGGGCAAGGCGAAAGAGGAGGAAACGCCUACUGAUGCAAGUAUCAUUGUACAGUUCCAAUCAGCAACGGGUGAAACAACAGGCCCGCAGCUGGACAUCCCGCACACGGUGACGCCUCAGCAGCUGGAGACGCUGCUCAACGGGCUGCUGUCAAAUGAGGACAAGCUGCCCUACUCCUUCUACAUAGAGGAACAGGAGCUGCUGGGCGAGCUGGGCUCCCACCUGCGGUCCGGCGGCAUCAGUGUGGAGAAGGCGCUGCUCAUCACCUACCAGCCCCAGGCGGUGUUCCGGGUGCGGCCGGUGGCGCGGUGCACCGCCUCCAUGCCGGGCCACUCCGAGUCCGUGCUGACGGUGCAGUUCAGCCCCUGCGGCACCAUGCUGGCCAGCGGCAGCGGCGACACCACCGUGCGGCUGUGGGACCUCAACACGCAGCUGCCCAAGACCGAGUGCAAGGGCCACAAGAACUGGGUGCUGGUGGUGGCCUGGUCGCCGGACGCCAAGUAUGUGGCCAGCGGCGACAUGAACGGCUCCAUCCUGCUGUGGGAGCCCGGCAGCGGGCGGCAGCUGGGCGCCUGCAGCGGCCACUCCAAGUGGAUCACCUCGCUGUCCUGGCAGCCCGCGCACAGGCCGGGAGCGCUGCCCAGCAGCCGCUUCGUCAGCGGCAGUAAGGACAACACAGUCAAGGUGUGGGACGCCGCCACCCGGCGCUGCGUGCUGAGCAUGAGCAACCACAGCGCCAUGGUGACGGCUGUGCUGUGGGGCGGCGAGGGCCUCAUCUACAGCGCCAGCCGCGACUGCUCCAUCAGCGCCUGGGACGAGGCGGACGGCAAGCUGGUGCGCGUGUUCAAGGGCCACGGCCACUGGGUCAACACGCUGGCGCUCAGCAGCGGCUUCGCGCUGCGCACCGGCGCAUUCGACCACAACGGCAAGGCGCCCGCAGACGUAGAGGCGGCUCGGGCCAAGGCGGCUGAGCGGUACGCGGAGGCGACACAGGGCAAGCCCGAGCGGCUGGUGAGCGGCUCCGACGACUUCACGCUGUGCCUGUACGAGCCCAGUGUGGGCAAGACGCCCAUCGCGCGCAUGACCGGCCACGUGCAGCUCAUCAACCAGGUGGUGUUCUCGCCUGACGGCCGCUUCAUCCUGUCCGCCUCCUUCGACAAGUCCGUCAAGCUGUGGGACGGCGCCAAGGGCACCUUCCUGGCCACCCUGCGCGGCCACGUGGGCCCCGUGUACCAGGUGGCGUGGAGCGCCGACAGCCGCAUGUUCGCAAGCGGCAGCAAGGACUCCACACUCAAGGUGUGGGACGCGCGCACCCGCAAGCUCAAGGUGGACCUGCCCGGCCACGCCGACGAGGUGUUCACGGUGGACUGGAGCCCCGACGGCGGCAGCGUGGCCAGCGGCGGCAAGGACCGCGUGCUUAAGCUGUGGAGGCACUGAGGCUGAGGCACUGAGAUGCGGGUUGAGGGUGAUAGCGCUGUGCCGCGUGUGUACAUGUUGGUCAUCACAGAGCGCGCGUAUGCUUGACAUUGUGCCGAGUCUCUUGCUGUGUGUAUGACAGGGCGCCUCGUGUGUUACCAACAGCGGCGGUAGGGAGGGCAAUAGGCAGUGCUAGGAGGCACGUGGGAUGGACGGCGGGCGGGUAGGCAGCUGUACAAGACAUUUUCACGCAUGUUGUGUUGCACUUGUAGCUGUAGAGGAUGGGAGAAAUUGGCGGGAUGGCUAACGAGAGGCGGCUGGGUGUGUGCUGUCCAAUACUUAUCACUUGCGGCAGGGGUGCGGCACCAGUGCCUUGCGGCAAAAGUGCGCACAUGCAGAUGUUAGCGAUACGGAUGGUCGGGAGGCGGAUGGGGCGGGGCUUGUCACCGAGGAGGCACGAGGAGGCCUGCCAGAGCAGGAAUCGCUGUUACAGGAAGCGGCCGAGCCGGCGCUCAUGUGCUCCGAGCCGGGAGCCCUGUUUAGUGAGGUGGGGCCCCAGGCCCUCAUCAGGGAGCGGGCGGCCGCUUGGCCCGUCACACGGUCACACGGCGAGGCGCUGCUUUGUCGUGGCAGCGCCUGUGUGGUGCCGUGGUGGACUGGGGGCGCCUCUGUCUGCUUGGUCUCCGGCGCAGUGGCCGUGUGUCGCCGAGGGACGAGUCUGCCGCUGAAGCAAAUGAACGGGUUGGCUGUGCUGCGGCCCGAACGUAAGCCUACAUGACUGUGAGAUGCAAGACUGUAAGGAGCGCUCUCC